UGUGUGUGACUGAGCAGUCGAUGAACUUUGUCCUGCAGGACAGAGGCAGUCUGAGUCGUCCUUCAGGUGGAGACGCAGUGAGCAGCUGCUUCAAUGUCUCUCUUCAUGUUUUAGGAGAAACUUAAAGUGUCAUCAUGGCAGAAAGGAGAGCGGCGGUGACAACAGCAGCUGAGCCCAACUUCCUGCAAUUUAAUGACCUGGCCUGUGAGGCGGUUGGCGGGAAGGUUAUUUUUGCUACAGACGAAUGGUUCGCUCCUGCUGCCAACCUGCUGAAGAGAGAGCCACCGCAAUUCAUCCCGUCAGCCUUCACUGAGUUUGGGAAGUGGAUGGACGGAUGGGAGACGAGGAGGAAGAGGACGACGGAUGACUUUGUUCGACUUUGUCUGACAUGGACAAGACCGAAUCUUUUUUUUUUUUUUUUUUGUGGAGGUCAUGACUGGUGCAUCAUCCAGCUAGGAGUACCAGGACAGAUCUAUGGUUUUGAUGUUGACACGUCCUUCUUCACUGGAAAUCAUUCACCUCACAUCUCCAUCCAGGCCGGCUGUCUGGGUUCUUCACCAGACAAACCACCAACCUUCAGCCUGGACGGAGACCGAACCGGCAUGGCCGCCUCCGACAUUCAGCUGGCUGCUGUUGCCAAGCUGGGCUCUGAGGUGUGGCCAGAGCUUGUGUGUGUGUCGGAGCUGAAGCCUGGAUAUUCAGACUGUUGCCAUAAUCACUUCAAGGUCAACUUCAACCACCGAGUCACACACCUGCGCCUGAACAUGCACCCGGAUGGAGGGAUAGCCAGGCUGCGGGCGUACGGUGUCGGGCAAAGAGACUGGUCAUCUGUCUCCUCCCACCAGUAUGUCGACCUGGUGGCUUUGACCAAUGGGGGAGUCUGCCUUGGCUACAGCGAUGCCCACUUUGGGCAUCCACGCAACAUGAUUGGUCUUGGCCAAGCUGUAAACAUGGCCGAUGGCUGGGAGACGGCUCGCAGACUGGACAGACCAAAACACCUGAAGGUGGACCAGCGAGGCAUCCUGCAGGUCCCCGGCUCGGAGUGGGCGGUGUUUCGUCUCGGUCAUCCCGGAGUGAUCAGCAGCGUCGAAGUUGACACCAACCACUUUAAAGGUAACUUCCCGGACUCUUGCAGGAUUGAGGUUUGUUCUCUGACUGCUGAGGAGGAAGCUCAGUGCAUCAGGAGCAGGUGGAAUUCUGGGAAAUGGCGGGUCCUUCUUUCCCCUCAGAAACUUCAUCCUCAUCACAGACAUCUGUACAACCAGUCCAAGCUCACUCUCAGCUCACCUGUCACUCACGUCCGUCUCAUCAUCAGCCCUGAUGGAGGAGUCAGCCGGCUCCGCCUGUGGGGUCGACCCACGGCCAAUCAGAAUAUACCGGCAUCCAAACUGUGAUGCUGUGAACGCUCAGAGAGGAUUUAAAGUUUGUGAUCUGUGACUGAUGAUGUUUGAGAAAUAAAACAGGUGGAGACUUGACA
Molecule: messenger RNA, 1477 nt
Organism: Epinephelus fuscoguttatus (brown-marbled grouper)
Lineage: Eukaryota; Metazoa; Chordata; Actinopteri; Perciformes; Serranidae
Gene: allc
Product: allantoicase
Exons: 11
Coding region: 135-1394 (419 amino acids)
Biological process (GO): allantoin catabolic process
Molecular function (GO): allantoicase activity
Source: RefSeq, a predicted model, not a curated record